Fundulus heteroclitus (mummichog) is the source of this 1331-nucleotide messenger RNA. Its product is annotated as tetraspanin-2. Gene Ontology annotation, cellular component: membrane. The record is from RefSeq and is a predicted model, not a curated record. The transcript is spliced from 8 exons. Bases 145 to 774 code for a protein of 209 amino acids. NCBI's taxonomy places the organism in Eukaryota, Metazoa, Chordata, Actinopteri, Cyprinodontiformes, Fundulidae.
AUAGAGAGAGAGAGAGGAGAGCGAGCGCUUUCUAAGUGCUUUCGGUCCGUUACAGCUGUCACAGUUUGUUCAACAGUGUGAGCAUUUAAUUUUUUUUUUUAUUAUCAUUAUUUUUCCACGGAUAAAUACCAACAUCCAGCCGACAUGGGGAAGGUAGAAGGAGGAAUGAAAUGCGUCAAGUACCUUUUGUUCGUCUUCAACUUUAUAUUCUGGUUAAUGGGCUCAUUUGUUCUGGCGGUGGGACUUUGGCUGCGUUUUGACCCAGAGACUGUUUCUCUUCUCAGUGGCAACAAGGCUCCAGAUACCUUUUUCCUUGGUGUGUACAUACUAAUUGGUGCUGGCAGUCUGAUAAUGCUGGUUGGAUUCUUCGGCUGUUGUGGAGCUGUUAGAGAAUCUCAGUGCCUGCUGGGUUCAUUCUUUGCUUGUCUGCUGAUCAUUUUUGGGGCUGAGGUAGCAGCAGGAGUUUUUGGAUUCUUGAAUAAAGAUAAGAUAAUUGAAGAUGUACAGAACUUCUACACAAAAACAUACAACGAAAACAGCAACGGCACACUGAUCUCGUCCUACCAGAAAGUGUUGAACUGUUGUGGAAGCAAGUCGAGCCCAUGUGCGGAACCUGAAACUAAGGACUGUGAGACAGGAAUCAAAGAGUUUUUCGACAGUAAGCUCUUCAUCAUCGGUUAUGUGGGCAUUGGCAUUGCUGGAGUCAUGAUCAUUGGGAUGAUUUUCAGCAUGGUGCUCUGCUGUGCCAUUCGCAACAGCAGGGAGGUCAUCUAAGUUUCAUCUUCUACGCUCUCCAUCCCCUAAAGCACUUCGGAUAAGAUGUCAGCUUCUGUCACCCAUCCCAGAACACCAAGGCAUAGAAUAGGUUUCUUAAUAUCCUUUCUACCUUGGUGCUCUGCUUCUGUGUUUUUUUUUUUUUUUUUUUUUCUGUUUUGAUACCUAGUCACAACCAAAUAGAAUAAUGGCAUUCGUAACUCUCUGUUAGGACAGUUUAUGUUGACCUGACAAUCUCACAAUUUUCCUCCCAACCAUUUGGACACUGCUAGAGAUUUUAACCCGCAUACUGUCACAGCGGUGUCAGUGCUUUUUCGCACACCCUUGACAUUGACCCCUCGGGCUGUGGGAAACUGGAGCCUUAGAGAGCAACCCUGAGGUUAAAACAGCUGAGUUUGCUUAUGUGUGACACAGAAGCACACGCAUACUAACACGCCAAUGUCAUGCUAUGUGAGACCACAACCAUGGAAAAAAAAAAAAACGGACCACUAAGUCCUGACUGCUGGUGAGACCAAAAUGAGCUGCUUCAAUCCCAAACAGUUCUUUCUUCAAAAAAA